This is a messenger RNA of Rhagoletis zephyria (snowberry fruit fly), 567 nucleotides long. RefSeq lists its product as uncharacterized. Gene Ontology annotation, biological process: positive regulation of protein ubiquitination. The record is from RefSeq and is a predicted model, not a curated record. NCBI's taxonomy places the organism in Eukaryota, Metazoa, Arthropoda, Insecta, Diptera, Tephritidae.
AUGCUGCUGGACUUCUCCACAGCCAUGCAGUUGCAUGAUUUCAGCGAGAUGCAGGCCUUUCCCACCAAGCUGCGCUACAUGUGCAUUUGCCUUUCAGAGGUGAUCUUCAUGGAGGGCUUCAUGCGUAAAAUUUACAAUUUCAUCAAUGGCUUGGAGGUUUUGCACCUCAUCGGCACCUACGAGAAGUGCGAAGAGGAGGAAGAGGAGAUAUACGAAGUUAUCAAUGUGCAUAAACUCAAAUCGGCCACGCCCAAUUUGCGUGUGAUCAAUUUGUAUGGCAUUAAUUUUAUUGACGACUCGCAUAUAGAUGCCUUCAGCUCCAAUUGUAUUCAGUUGGAGUGUUUGGCUGUGAACUUUUGCAACAAGGUGACUGGCAGCACUCUGAAAACACUAAUACAGCGUUCGAAACGAUUAAACUGCUUGCUAAUGAACGGUACUAGUCUGAAGUCGGAAUAUGUAAUGCAGGUUGAAUGGGAUAAAUGCGCCUUGCAGGAGCUAGACAUAACCGCCACUGAUUUGUCGUCUGAAUGCCUUAUUGAUCUGUUGACGAAAAUACCAAAUNACGAG